Mercenaria mercenaria is the source of this 5041-nucleotide messenger RNA. RefSeq lists its product as uncharacterized. The record is from RefSeq and is a predicted model, not a curated record. Lineage: Eukaryota; Metazoa; Mollusca; Bivalvia; Venerida; Veneridae. The transcript is spliced from 6 exons. The coding region runs from base 576 to 3137 and encodes 853 amino acids.
UAUUGCUACAUUCACAGUUCAUACAGAAAUGCGGAAGGGGUGCAUAUUCAAGAAAUCGAUGGUGGGAAAAUAAAAAACAUAUUCCUAAACUGAUAUAAUACUGAUGGACACCUGUAAUAUUCAGUAAUUUGUGGAUAAGGAUGUGGUACUAUGAAUCUAAUAGGAAAACAGAGGUCUUUGUGAAAGUACAUUCAACACAAAAUAUUAAGCUUUUGUAUAAGGAAAAAACAGGUUUUUUACAAUAACAGUGUUCCAAAUAAUGUUGAAGGAAUGAGAUUUUCUUUCUAACACACCAGGUUUGCUUAAACAUGUAAAAAUUUAACGCCACGUCAUUUCAGGUCGGGAUGGACGCCAUAUUUCUCAUUGAUAAAAAUGUAAACAAAAAAAUCAGAGUGGGAUUAGCAUUGCAAGGGCAUAACAUGACAUUCUACACAAUGAAUACCUUAGAACAGAUAUCUAAGAUGCUACACUGGUCAGGCGGGUUAAAUGCAUAAUGGCGAUCACUUGAAAUUCAUCUUGAAAAGAGCAAGUAACGAAGAACGUGUCAUUUGAUUACAGUUUAAACUGACAUUCAGAUGGAUGUUGAAGAGUACUCACGGGUAUUUCCCACAUGGGAGAUAUAUCCACGGGUACAUUACUUUAGGAACCGGUAUUUAGAUCUACAUGUACGCUUUAACAAAAUAAUGAGAGCACUUCCAGCCAGAUUUCAUGAUAAGAGUUUGAUGUCUAAGCUAGAUGACAUCAAUCGUUCCCUUGGAUACUUCCCACAGGUGACUGUUAUAGGAAAGGAAUAUAUGGCUCCCGAGCAGUACAUUGUGUCAGUUGAGGCCCUCCAAAAAGCCACGGAGCUGCCUGCUUCAGCCACAGGCGGAAUUCAUAUAUGUAUAUGUCAUGCAAAAGUUAAAGAUGUCAGUGAGAUCGGACUGAAGGACAUUGACAUCGCAGUCAGCUACUUAUUAAAAAGUUUUCUUCACAGAUGUUCAGGUAUAUGUAUCGUAUUCAUAGUUUGUGAAACGAGCAAUGAAUUCCCACAGGAAGAAUUAGACCAUUUUCGGACAAACCUACAUAGGAACGUGAGUGAGCAUUGCAAGUAUCCGACUGAAAUUUUGAUUGGACCGCCAGAAGGACAUCUACAAUCAACUAUUUCUGGUGCAAUUGAGAGUCAAAUCAUAGAUGGAUUUAAUGAGACCUUUAUAUUUCUACAGAGAUUUGUCAGAAAAGAUGUUCGUUCUGACCUGGAAAACAUAAAUAUAUUAGAGAGCCAGACAGUUGUCGGAACUAUUCAAGGUUUUCUAAGAAACGGAAAAGCGUUGGUAGACGCAAAAACAGUUUCGGAGCAUGUCUCUUAUUUUGAUGUUAUUCUCCAAUCUCUGUGUCAUCAGAUUUUGUGUGCAGCUGUUCCGCCUAUGGCAGGAAAGCACAAUUUACCCGAUAUCAUAUGUCAUGAACUCUUGGAGGAAAUACAUUUCGAAACAGAUCUACAAACCUCUAUUUCUUCAGACACAAUUCGUCAUUUAAAACGACUUGAAGAAAACGCACAAGAACUUGAAAAGAUGGCAAAGGAAGAGGAAACCAGUGACAGUUUAUAUACGAAACGUUAUAAUUUUGAUUUCAUUGUGUAUAAGCUUCAAAAAGACAUGUUGCAAGUGGUGACAUCGGCAGAAAAGAAACUUUCCGCAAUGAACCGACUUACAACAGUAAUUAGAAAAAUGAUUUUUGAAAUCAGAGGCUACCUAAAACAAACUACCGUAAACGUUGACAUCGCUGAAUCUGAUCAGCGAGAACUGACGCUGGAAGAUAUAACAGAUAAAAUGCGGAUGGAGAUUAUGAGCACCGGCAGCAUCUACGGUAUGGGCACAUUAUAUGGACAACUAGAGAUACAUUUAAAGAUGAAUCUUGAAGAAGCCAAAAUCAAAGAGGUGAAAGACAGUAUCGACCAACUGAUUAAGGAACAUCGAUUUCCUCACCCGUACAUUAUAAAAACUGUUAAUACAGAGCCCCAAAAAUUUGCCAGAAGUUUCGUUGAGCAAGGCGAUAAAACGUCAAGUCCUUUUCCUGACAAUAAUACACAAUGGCGUGAAGGGACUUUGGGGUGCUUCGUAAAAUGCAGCGAAGGUGUAAUUUAUUUCGUGACCUGUGCACAUGUUGUCGAUCCACACGGCAAAAAAGAGCACGAAGUUUAUAUUAAAAAACAAACAUCGAAUAGCCUUUUUGGGAUGAGUAGUACGCGAAUGAUAAUUUACGGUAAUGGAAAAGAACUACAUUUUACAGACUUUGCUGCAGUUAGGGUAUUGCCAAAACAACUAGACAUGUGCAGCUUUCAUUUUAAAGAUGAUUGUGGUAAUAACAAAAACGCCAGAUUAGUUCAUGAAUCAUCCAGCGAACUAGUUGGCAGUUUUGUGUUUAAAUAUGGAGCUUCAACUGGAUGUACUAAAGGCAUUAUAGCUUCAAACAGUUACAUUUUAGAGGGACAAACUUCAGUUGAACACCUUGUUAUUGUAGAACCAUUACCUGUUCCCUCUGAAGACAUACGUAGCAUAUUGACCAAUAACGGUAAUGAUUCAGGGCCAAGUCAACAGGGAGAUUUUCCAUCAGUUUCAUUUGAUGAUGCUCAGACGGACAGAGAGGAUCUAGACAUAUCUGAUGUGAUCCACACCAGUCUAAACAACAGUGGAACUAAAUCAAACAGCUUUUCGAGUAGCCCAAACGGAGCUAAUUCUUCCGAAGAAUACACGACGGAAAUGGACGAUUAUUCCGUUUGUUCCAAGAUUCAAACAAUCCUACCUAGACCAGAGACUGGAAAUAUCUAUUACAGUCGCAACGGUGAAACUGGAUUCGUUAGAAGUUUAAAUGAAAUUUCGAGCGGAGCUCUUAGUGAUAUAUCUAAUCAUGACACACACCUAUUCGCCACACCAGGGGAUAGCGGAUCAAUUGUUUGCAAGAGAGACUUAGUAAAAAACGAAAUUGUUGCUAUAUCCAUGGUAACCGCUGGAGAUUUCAAAACAAAUGAACCUUUAAAUCCUGGGACCCCGGAUGGUGAGAAAUGCCUGUCAGUUAGGAUGGACACAGUGCUUGCUAAACUUCAAGAACGUUGUGAAACAGACUUUGUGCUAUGUACAGCUGUUAAAACUAAUUAGACAGGAGUAUAGAAUAUAAGAAACUCUUUUGAGCGUUUUAUUUGCAUUAUCAUUACAUACUUUUGCGUGUUCGUGUUUAAUUGUGUAUGAUUUAUUAUCAACAUCAUAUUAUGAGAUGUACAGCACAGGCCUAAUUUGUUCAGUAUCGUUAUCUUAUCUUGUCUCAACCUAUGAUUGAUUUUUAGCUCACCUGAGCACAAAGUCGAAUUCGAAUCUGAGUCAUGUGGGGUCAAAAGCUAGGUCACAGGGUCAAAUCAAAGGAAAAGCUAGUUUACACUGUAGAGGCAAUAUUUAUGACCGUAUCUUAAUGAAACUUGGUCAAAAUGUUAAGCUUGAUUGUCUAUAGUUCAAGUUCAAAUCUGGGUCAGGUGGGGUCAGAAACUAGGUCACUAGACCAAUUCAAAGGAAAAGCUUGUUAACACUCUAGAGGCCACAUUUAAGAAUGUAUCUUCAUGAAACUUUGUCAGAAUGUUAGUCUUGGUGAUCUUUAGGUUAAGUUCGAAUCUGGGUCAUGUGGGUUAAAAAAAACUAGGUCACAGGGUCAAAUCAAAGGAAUAGCUAUUUAACACUUUUGAGGUCACAUUUAUGUCCAUAUCUUUAUGAAACUUGGUCAGAAUGUUAAUCCUGAUGAUCUUUAGGUCAAAUAGGUCAGGUGAGCGAUACAGGGCCUUCAUGGCCCUCUUGUUUUCAGAUUGUAUAUGGCUGUCUUCACGAAUAUGCUAUCUUUCGAAGUUUUUGGUCAAAUAACUUUUACUUACGAAACAUUUUAGUAAUCGACAAACAAAACAUUGUUAUAGAUGUUUGAACAUACUGAGAAAAAUAUAAGAAACAAUUAAUGAUUUGUAAGGGUGAAACUUGAAUUGAGCAUUAGAAUCAGAAACUAUAGUGAAAAGUGUACAUAAAGUACAUAAAUAUUUUCCAACAUCUGCUAAUUUAGUCUACAAAUUUUGCUAAAGAAACUAUCUCAGUAUGCAAAAAGAUGCAUAAAGCAGAAUCGUUCAGGCCGUGUGACACAGUCCUUUCACUCGGUGUAUAUACAUGUAUACGACCAGGUCUUUUUGAAUCAUGGAGUCCUUUCCAUGUGUUUUCUAAUAGUUUAGCUUUUACAAGCCGAUGCUAGUGAUGUGAGGAGUGCAUAUUGUAUUAACAUUCAUAAAUACAUUCGCAUGACCUUGAUAUUAGUUCAUUUUGUGUUUUUAUCUAUGCUUCUUUGACUGAUAGUAGACUGAAAUAGCUUUUAUACUGCUCUAAUUCAAUUUUAUGGCUAAAUGUAUUUAGCCAAAAGCGACGUGGGUACUUAUUGCUUGUUAUUGCUUUGGAAGGUCAAAAUUAUUUUACGUUGUUUUUCCUGGUAAUAGUUCUCUUCUUAAUGUCCCAACCCGUUUGAAAAACAAAUGCGAUUAAAUUUUCUUUAUCUCAGGCGAUCGGUAGGUUGGUAGGCCAUUUUAUUCCUGAUUAAUAACUUGACAAUACUUUGGCUAACAGUGGUCAAACUUUAUAGUAUUUAAAUGAGCUCCCUAUUGGUCAAUAUAUAAAAAUCAAAGGUCAAUGUCACCUUGAGACUUGAAACGGUUUCCGCUCUAUACAUGACAAAUGUUUUGGUGUAUAGUCGUCAAACUUUUUACGAUGAUAACUUGUUUUCAUAGAUGACCCGUGGGGUCAAUAGUUCAAAGUUGACAGUCAUGGUGACCUCCACACUGAAAAUAGUUUCAGAUUAGAUUAGGUCUCGGAUUUAGUCUCCAUUUAAUCAUUAAUUAAUGUCUUAUGAAUGCAAUGUUCACUUAAUUUCUGUUUGUACAGGAAAUAGAUAUGUAAUAACGUUUGUAAACAUUGUUUGAUGUGCUCAUAUUAUCAACUGUGGUACUCAUAGUAAACAGCAUUAAAAUCAAUCCAUUAUAUAUGAA